AGAGUAACUAGAUACCCAGAAGCAAUUCCCAUGCACAGUAUUUAAUACAGUACUAAAGCAAUUCUUAAAGCUUUAACCAAGUUUAUCUCUUGCUUUGGCAUUCCCAAAUCUAUUCAAAGUGAUCAAGGUACUAACUUCAUUGAAAAAGCCUUUAGGGAAACUUUGACUAGGCAAGGGAUAAUUCACAACUUAUUCACUGCCUAUCAUCCUCAGUCCCAAGGCGCCUUAGAAAGAUUCCGUCAGACGUUAAAAACCAUGAUGAGAACUUUUUGUAUGCAUUUUCCAACAGACUGGGAUGAAUCACUACCUUUGUUGUUGUUUUCAGUAAGGAAAACUGUGCAGGAGUCUGCAGGGUAUAGUCUGUUUGAGCUGAUCUUUGGGCACAAUGUACGAGGUCCUUUUCAGGUGCUCAAGGAAGGAUGGAUGGGAGAAGACGUUAGCUCAACACUCUACAACCCUUCUUCAAGGCUGCAAGUGGCACGUCAGUUAGCCAAGGCUAACUUAAAGGCAGCUCAAAACAAGAUGAAACAGAGGUUGAUGUUUGUGAGUCUGGGGUUGGGGCAGUACUUUUGCAAGCAGGGAACAAUGGGUUGCAGCCUGUGGCUUACUACUCGGCCAAGUACCAGCCGCACCAGAGGGCCUACUCUACAAAUGAAAAAGAGCCCUCGCUCUGGUACUGGCCUUGGAGCACUUUGAUAUAUAUGUGGGCCAGACUUCACAAGUGGUCACAGUCUACACUAACCACAACCCUCUAAUUUAUCUUCAGCAUAUAAGGAAUCACAAGAAUAAUGAGGUGGACCAUCAAGCUGCAACCUUAUAACAUAUGUAUUAACCCUUUCAGGGUCCAAGGCCCAAAUCUGGAGUCACGCACCAGUGUCCAAGAAUUUUCAAAAAAAAAAUUUUUUAUUUUUUCUUAUGAAAUCAUAGAGAAUCUUUUUGUGAAGGUAAUAAAACAAAAAGUACGAAAUUUGGUGGAAAAUUGACGAAAUUAUGCUCUCGCGAAUUUUGAUGUGUCAGCGAUAUUUACGAAUCGGCGAUUUUGCCGACUUUGACUCCCAUUUUAGGCCAAUUACAUUAAUCCAAUCAACCAAAUUCUUAGCUAUUUCACUAGUAUUACUUCUAUUCUAUCGACUGAGCACAAGAAAUCGCCAAGUCAACUGUUUCAACUACAAAAUAAAGUGAUCGGAAAUUGUUAAUUUGGCCAAUUUAACACAAAAUUCAAAAUAUUCCAAUUUCAAAAUAGGGUCCAGAAUGAACAAUGUAGGCAUUCCUAGCACUAAACUAACAUUUCCUCUGUUCAUUAGUUAUGUUUUGAGGCUUUACAAAUAAAUUCCAUUUUGAUUUUUUAUUCACAUAAUGAAUUUUUAUUCACACCAAAAAAUAGAAGAUUUACUGUUAUGCAAUACUGUAAUAAUUGUAUAAAUAUCAUCACCAUAUUUGUGAAUGUAUAUUAGACCCACCAGCUGACGUGUAUUAGACGUGUGAGGUCGUUUGUUUACUCUUGAAUAUCGGCAAAAAUUUAACAUUUCCGCUACUUUGAGCUCAGUUUCAAGCCAUUUCCAAUGCUAAAACCAAUCAAAAUCAUCUCUAUUUCUGUAAUAUGUCUUCCAUUCUAUCAAAUGAGACCAAGAAAUCGCAAAUACAACUAUAAAAAACAUACGAAAAAACACUGCAAAGUUGCUGUUUUAAUCGAAAAAUCAUGAUUUCAUUUUUUCUCUCUCAUUAUACACAGUGUGCUGCAGGAUCUGUUUUAUGUGGUGCACACAUACCACAUAGAUGUAUUCUCUCAUAUCUAGGCCCAAAUGUACCACUCACAGUUUAUCAGAGUGAGCUGAGCUCAUGGCGUAGAUCUACGGUUUGG
This is a messenger RNA of Cherax quadricarinatus, 1861 nucleotides long. Lineage: Eukaryota; Metazoa; Arthropoda; Malacostraca; Decapoda; Parastacidae. The record is from RefSeq and is a predicted model, not a curated record.